Messenger RNA from Rhodamnia argentea, 3717 nucleotides. Its product is annotated as LRR receptor-like serine/threonine-protein kinase ERECTA. Gene Ontology annotation, biological process: protein phosphorylation. Lineage: Eukaryota; Viridiplantae; Streptophyta; Magnoliopsida; Myrtales; Myrtaceae. Gene Ontology annotation, molecular function: ATP binding; receptor serine/threonine kinase binding; protein kinase activity. The coding region runs from base 645 to 3617 and encodes 990 amino acids. The record is from RefSeq and is a predicted model, not a curated record. The transcript is spliced from 27 exons.
AGAGAAAUUUCACCACCAAGAGCCAUAGCGCAGCGAGGGAGAGAGAGAAAGUGUUGCAGGUGUUGCUGCAGAGCUGUGGCAGAUGCUAUUUUAACCUUUUCUCUCGACAUAAUUCGAUCCCCCCGCUCUCUCUCUCUCUCCCCCGCCAUCUCUAUCUCUCUCCUUAUUACAGUUCUAUUCCUGGGGGCUCUUUCGCUCGCGAGCAGCGAGCAUUAUAUGCUCAUCAAAGAAAGAUAAAAUGAAAAGAAGAAAUGCAGUGUACCCCAUCUUUCUCUGCAGAGAGAGAGAGAGAGAGAGGCCUGUGUGCCAGUUCGAUGUGAUGGGACGAGUAAAAGGAAGCUAAUCUCAGACUUGAAGCGGUCAUAAUAUCCCAGAAGAAAAGCAAGCCCACAAAUUUUCUUGUUGUUUUUCGAAAUGGCCAUCAAAGACCCCCCAACAAACAAACGCUGCUCUUUCUUCAGUCUCUCCUUCCUCCUCGCUCUGCUCUCAACACGUCGGUGACCUUCUCGUAGGAUCCGACCAAAGCAAGCUUUGCGUCCGCAGCAUUUGCUCGUACCCCGAGUUCAAAGUUCGCUCCUUUGGCCUAGAAUGGUGUUCUUUGCCGCGAAUUUUGGAGUUUGAAAAGUUGAGUUUCGUUGGGGAAAAUGGUCAUGGCAUGUCGGCUCGUGCUCGUGGUCGCGGUCUCUCUGGUUUGCCUCAGCUCUGGUUUGGUAAACUGUGAUGAUGGUGCCACACUGUUGGAGGUCAAGAAGUCAUUUAGGGACGUGGACAAUGUUCUAUACGAUUGGACAGAUUCACCAUCCUCUGAUUAUUGUGUGUGGAGAGGGGUCUCUUGCGACAAUGUCACCUUCGAUGUGGUAGCCCUCAAUUUGACUGGUCUAAAUCUGGAUGGCGAAAUCUCUCCCUCCAUUGGAGAUCUUAAAGGCCUUCUCUCACUUGAUUUGAGUAAAAACCGGCUCACGGGGCAGAUUCCAGACGAGAUUGGCGUUUGUUCUUCUCUGAGGAGCCUGGAUCUGUCAUUUAAUGCGUUAUAUGGGGACAUCCCGUUCUCCAUAUCAAAGUUGAAGCAGCUGGAGUUCCUGGUAUUGAAGAACAAUCAGCUUAUUGGACCGAUUCCUUCAACCCUUUCUCAGAUUCCAAAUUUAAAGAAUCUGGAUUUAGCUCAAAAUAACUUGAGUGGUGAGAUACCCAGACUACUGUAUUGGAAUGAAGUUUUACAGUAUCUUGGAUUGCGAGGGAACAAUUUGGUGGGCACACUGUCCCCCGACAUAUGUCAGUUAACUGGUUUAUGGUACUUUGAUGUUAGAAACAAUAGCUUGACCGGAAGUAUUCCUCCCAGUAUAGGCAACUGCACAGCCUUCCAGGUCUUGGACUUGUCCUAUAAUCAGUUAACAGGGGAAAUUCCAUUCAACAUCGGGUUCCUGCAAGUAGCCACCUUGUCAUUGCAAGGUAAUCAGCUUUCGGGGCAAAUUCCGUCUGUGAUUGGUCUCAUGCAGGCCCUUGCAGUCUUAGAUCUGAGCUGUAACAUGUUAACUGGAUCCAUCCCUCCUAUUUUGGGAAAUUUGACCUACACGGAGAAACUGUACUUACACGGCAACAAACUGACCGGACAAAUCCCUCCGGAGCUCGGAAAUAUGUCAAAGCUUCAUUAUUUGGAAUUAAAUGAUAAUCAUCUCACAGGGAGUAUCCCCCCUGAGCUUGGGAAGCUUACCGAGUUAUAUGACCUGAAUGUUGCCAACAACAAUCUCGAAGGGCCGAUUCCUGAUAACAUCAGCUCCUGUACAAAUCUCAACAGCCUCAAUGUGCAUGGGAACAAAUUGAAUGGGACCAUUCCCCCCUCUUUGCGGAGACUAGAGAUAAUGACAAAACUGAAUGUUUCGGCAAACAAUAUUAAGGGUUCCAUUCCAAUUGAGCUUUCCCGCAUUGGGAAUUUGGAUAUCCUGGAUCUUUCCAAUAAUAAGCUCAGCGGUUCUAUCCCUUCUUCUCUUGGCGACUUAGAACAUCUACUAAAGCUGAAUCUGAGCAGAAAUCACUUGACGGGAUUUAUUCCUGCUGAGUUUGGCAAUUUGAGAAGCAUCAUGGAUAUAGAUCUUUCAAAUAAUCAUCUAUCAGGCUUGGUCCCUGAAGAACUUAGUCAACUUCAAAACAUGUUCUCAUUGAGGCUGGACCAUAAUAAUUUAUCCGGAGAUGUGAUUUCACUGAUGAACUGCCUUAGUCUGACUAUUCUAAACGUGUCGUACAACAACUUGGUUGGGGAAAUACCCACAAACGACAAUUUCUCCCGAUUUUCACCAGACAGUUUUGCUGGGAAUCCUCGACUCUGUGGCUAUUGGCUAAAUUCUCCUUGUGGCAAUUCUCACCUGACCGAUCGAGUUACAAUUUCUAAAGCUGCCAUAUUGGGAAUUGCUCUUGGUGCACUUGUUAUCCUUCUCAUGAUUCUGUUGGCAGCAUGCCGACCUCAGAAUUCUAAACCAUUCAUUGAUGGAUCCCUUGAUAAACCAGCUGUUUACUACGCAUCACCAAAGCUGGUAAUUCUACACAUGAACAUGGCCCUGCAUGUCUACGAGGAUAUCAUGAGGAUGACUGAGAAUUUAAGCGAGAAGUAUAUAAUUGGUCGUGGGGCUUCAAGCACAGUAUACAAAUGCGUUCUGAAAAAUUGCAAGCCGGUCGCCAUCAAGAGACUCUUCUCUCAGUAUCCACAGUGCUUGAAGGAGUUUGAGACAGAGCUUGAGACCGUCGGAAGUAUCAAGCAUCGGAAUCUCGUCUGCCUCCAAGGAUACUCUCUGUCCCCUUCUGGCAACCUUCUAUUUUACGAUUACAUGGAAAAUGGCAGCCUCUGGGAUCUUCUCCAGGGCCCUGCAAAGAAAAAUAAGCUUGACUGGGAUACUCGUCUCAAGAUAGCACUUGGUGCCGCUGAGGGGCUUGCAUAUCUUCACCAUGACUGUAGUCCGCGCAUCAUCCACAGGGAUGUGAAAUCCAAAAACAUUCUCCUUGAUAAAGAAUUUGAGGCGCAUCUCACUGAUUUUGGGAUUGCAAAGAGCCUGUGCACAACGAAGUCCCAUACUUCUACGUACAUAAUGGGGACCAUUGGAUACAUAGACCCAGAAUAUGCCCGCACUUCUCGCCUCACUGUGAAGUCAGAUGUCUACAGUUAUGGAAUUGUUUUACUCGAGUUGCUGACUGGCAGGAAAGCAGUGGACAAUGAAUCUAAUCUCCAUCACCUGAUCCUAUCCAAAACUGCAAGCAAUGCUGUAAUGGAAACAGUUGAUCCUGAUGUCACUGCCACAUGUAAAGAUCUCGGAGAUGUGAAGAAGGUUUUCCAACUUGCUCUCUUGUGCACUAAGAGGCAACCAUCGGAUCGGCCUACCAUGCACGAGGUGGCUAGAGUUCUCGGUAGUCUUGUGCCGUCCGCAACCCUGCCGAAGCAAAUAUCUGCAGUAGGUUCCGCUCUGAUCCCAUGCACAAAGACCGCUAGUUACAUGGACGAGUAUGCAAACUUGAAGACUCCACACUUGGUAAAUUGCUCAGCCAUGAGCACCUCGGAUGCCCAACUCUUCCUGAAGUUUGGUGAGGUGAUCUCCCAGAACAGCGACUUGGAUCCUGAAAGGUCGGCUUAAGGAUUGGUAGGCUUUUAGGUGGAUGGUGGCAACAGUGAAAUGUGUAUAAAUAUGUGGUACUUCACGUUCUCUUCUUAGCAAGUUUUAGUACUUUUUUCUA